Messenger RNA from Salvelinus sp. IW2-2015, 6740 nucleotides. RefSeq names its product gamma-aminobutyric acid type A receptor subunit gamma2 (gene gabrg2). Gene Ontology annotation, molecular function: GABA-A receptor activity; inhibitory extracellular ligand-gated monoatomic ion channel activity; benzodiazepine receptor activity. Gene Ontology annotation, cellular component: neuron projection; GABA-A receptor complex; dendrite membrane. The record is from RefSeq and is a predicted model, not a curated record. Gene Ontology annotation, biological process: nervous system process; gamma-aminobutyric acid signaling pathway; regulation of postsynaptic membrane potential. NCBI's taxonomy places the organism in Eukaryota, Metazoa, Chordata, Actinopteri, Salmoniformes, Salmonidae.
AGUCGCGUAGGCUAUAGCCUAGAAUACUUUUUCAGCUCAGUGAAAUACAUAUUGUUUCCAUUGUUUACGAUGUGAAAGAUUUAGCUACAACAUACUUCUUACCGCCAUAUCAGAUGUUUGCUGGAUCUAUUUAGUAGCACCCAAAUGAAUACACGUCUGUCGCACGCUCAAACCUGCCAAACCAACUCUCUCUCAACAUUUUAUGCGGCAAUUCUAGUCUAGCAAAAUAACAACCAAAACGAUUUAGGGUGCAUUUUUUAAGGAUAGUAGCAAGCUAAUGUUCAUCUCUCCACAUAUCUGCUUCCGCGCGAUGAAACCACGCAUGUGUUGAUCUGUGCUGCAGCAACGUGCAUCCGUUCCUCUUUGACCCCAGAGUUAAUCUGCAUUCAGACUGACGAUCCAAUAUAUUUCUAAGAUUUGGGAUAUUAGGCUAUUCCGGAACCGUUGUAUUUAUGUAGUUUUUACUAUUAUUUCGUAUGAUCGGUCAAGCUUGCUUCGAUUCAAUCAGUUUUGUGACCGUUUUCCUCAACACUGCAGCAGGUCUACAUUUUCCCGAACCGAAUGCUAACGCGCGCCGCUUAUGCUAUUUGCGUAAUGUAUCACAGUGAGGAUAGACAGUAAAUAAGGGGACCCGUCCAUCUGCAAUAAAGAGGAAAAGAAGAUGGUGAUAAUGGCUCCUACAAAUUUAGCAUCUAAAUGCUCGACAGCGAUGGCGAAUGCUUCCUUCCCCGUGAAGCUAUUUCUCUGGGUGUUUUUAUUCGUUAAUCUUCCUACAAGCUCCAUCCAGACUGAAAACGACGAUGAUGAAGUGACAAACAAAACUUGGGUGUUGACUCCCAAAGUGUACGAGAGCGAUGUCACCAACAUCCUAAACAGCCUACUAGAUGGCUACGAUAACAAACUGCGACCAGAUAUAGGAGUCAAACCAACCGUGAUCCACACAGACAUGUUUGUCAACAGUAUCGGCCCAGUAAAUGCUAUCAAUAUGGAGUACACCAUCGACAUCUUUUUUGCCCAGACGUGGUAUGACCGGAGAUUGAAGUUCAACAGUACCAUGAAGGUCCUGCGUCUCAACAGCAACAUGGUGGGCAAGAUCUGGAUCCCCGACACCUUCUUUCGCAACUCCAAGAAGGCCGAUGCCCACUGGAUCACCACGCCCAAUCGCAUGCUUCGGAUCUGGAACGAUGGACGGAUACUCUACACACUGCGGUUGACUAUUGAUGCCGAGUGCCAGCUUAAACUGAACAACUUUCCAAUGGAUGAGCACUCCUGUCCCCUGGAGUUUUCAAGCUAUGGCUACCCCAGAGAGGAGAUAGUGUACAAGUGGAAGAGGAGCUCCGUGGAGGUGGGAGACAUCCGCUCCUGGAGGCUCUACCAGUUCUCCUUUGUUGGCCUGAGGAACACCUCCGAGAUCGUCAGGACCGUGUCAGGAGACUACGUUGUUCUGACAGUCUUCUUCGACCUGAGCAGGAGGAUGGGUUACUUCACCAUUCAGACCUACAUCCCCUGCACCCUCAUCGUUGUCCUCUCCUGGGUCUCCUUUUGGAUCAACAAGGAUGCUGUACCUGCUAGAACAUCCUUAGGCAUUACCACUGUGCUGACCAUGACUACGCUGAGUACCAUAGCCAGGAAGUCGCUGCCUAAGGUAUCCUACGUGACGGCCAUGGACCUCUUUGUGUCCGUGUGCUUCAUCUUUGUUUUCGCCGCUCUGAUAGAGUAUGGAACACUGCACUACUUUGUGAGCAACAGGAAGCCAAGCACAAAAAAGGACAAGAAAAAUAAAAACCCGCUCCUCCGGCUCUUUUCCUCAAAGCAGACACCUACGGUGGACAUACGCCCUCGCUCAGCCACCGCCAUCCAGAUGAACAACGCCACCCACAUGCAGGAGCGGGAUGAGGAGUAUGGCUACGAGUGCCUYGACGGCAAGGACUGCACCAGCUUCUUCUGCUGUUUCGAGGACUGCCGCUCCGGGGCCUGGCGGCAUGGGCGGUUGCARAUCCGUGUCGCCAAGAUAGACUCGUACGCUCGCAUCGGUUUCCCCACCGCUUUCGGUCUCUUUAACCUGGUUUACUGGAUCUCCUAUCUCUAUCUCUAGAUCCAGCGUGUAGCCAGACUUAGAAUAUACGUUCUGCUCCAACUAGACCAUUUUUCAGAAGGGGACCCACUGAAAUGUUUUCCUUUUGUUUCUGUUUGAUUUUAUAUGUUUGUUCAUUCAUAUUUCUCAUAAUUUCUUUAUAUGGUUGAAGCAAAAGUUGUAGCAAAACCAUUAGGCAUGCAGGGAUCUGGAGUCCGAUAGUGAAACUACGACUGCGCUUUGGGUAAGGCAAGAACCUAAGUUCACCGUAGUGAUUCUGCAUGACUACAUUUUCCAGAUUCCCCUUGAUCAGAUAAUUGGUUUAUGUAGAAGGUAAUCACAAUCAGGGCCGCUUCAAUGUUUUUUUUGUGUCUGCCCUUAGUCAGUAUAUUAGAUCACAGUAAACAUUUUCACAGUAAACAAACGUCAUUCAAACUGAAAAAGUAUUAAGGCAUGUUCCCGUUUUCUUGCAUUAACGAGUCACGCAUGCGCUGUAGAAGACAAACGGAAGAUUUGACAUCAGCUUACUUUCCCAUCUUUUAAAAUAUGUAUUCAUUUAUUGCUGUAUUCCAUCCAUCCAAAAUACAAAAUAAGCUAAAUCUAAAGCACUUUAAUAGAUAUAUAGGUUGAACAGUAAGUAUGAUUUUCAAUGAUAAUUUGAUAGCUAGGUUUCUUUUCAUCUAACUGUAAAACAUUACUUUUACACAGUUAAACAUACAUUUUUUAAUGUGCGGUCAGAGCGCUAGAAAAUACUGUUUAUGGUCAAUGGUCAACUGUACAGACACUGUAUAUAUUUUAUUAUUAGGUAGUGGUUUACAUUUAUUGCAUGCACCUUUCAGGCCCAAAAUCAACACAUGUUUUAAAGGGGCAAUCCACAGUUGCUACAUCCAUUUUCUGACAUAUAAAUUAAUGAUAUUCUCAUUGAUAAUUGAAGAAUAGAACUUAUAAAGGCCUCAUGAGCUUACUUCAACUGUCCUACCCCAUCACAACCCAGCAUAUAAGCUUGUUUUACUCCAAUGUUUGUAAACAUUGUAAAUGUAAACAAACACUGUAUAGCCUCCAUAAUUUAGAUUUCAUGGAUGGUCAGUCUUUGCGUCAAUAACUCUGUCUAUACAUUUUUUACCAAGACAAGAGGUGGGGUGUCCGUUUGUUAUUGUUUAAACUGUGGAUUGCCCCUUUAAGGUCGUCUAUUGUUGGCUAUGGAUACAAAAAAAAGAACAACGGCUGAUUAUCCAUCUGGAUUUCGUCUUACUUUUUAGGAAAAGUAGAAAAUGAGACAAUAAAGUCAGAUUUUGUCUUAUAAAUGAACGUUCAUCUCUACCAAUAUGUAUUACAAGAGGAUCAAUCCAGACCUUACAGGAAAAACGUUGUUAUAUCAACUGUUAUUAACUUGUAGACUGCUCUGAGAAACUCUUCCCUUUCAAACACUUUGCUAUUGGUGGCUAUCUUCAAUUGACACACACGUAUGGCUGUGCUGGCUCCUUUGGGAAGUGUGUAGAUAAGAAAUAGGCAUCAAAAACAAAUGUAUGGUUUUCUUACAUCAAAACAUAUUUUCUUCCAUCAAAACAUAUUCUGCGCCCUUUCUCUCCCCCACAACCACUUGGUGGAAGUGAAUAUCAUGCAAACACAGCAAGCAGUGUUUUACUUCAUUCAGCUGGCACAUGGAGUGUCUGGAAGCGGCUGUAGUUCUGAAUGCAUACACCCAUCAACAUGCCAAAACUCUCAGUGACAGAAAACACACUCCCAUUUGUCAUAAGACUGAACUGCAUUACUUAGUCACUGCAUUAAAACAGGAUCCAUUCCAUCUGUCUCAAUGGGUGGUUUAGAGCGACUUAAGGCGAAAACAAACCAUUUAACUUGAGGAAUAUCGAUGAACAUGACAGCUCCAUGGAGAAGAAAGCAUCUGCUUGUGACCAGACCAGAUGCAUAAGCCUUACUCUCUUUGAAGAGAAACACUGUGGAAAUUACAAUGAUCUGACGCUGAAAAUUUAUUGAAAGAUCUGGGAGAAGUUCAGGAAUUUAUUUUUUGGUUGUUUUUGUUUUUUCUGUGUUUACAAUGGAUCAUUGCAUCAUUAACGUGUCAAUACAGCAUUACUCAUUGAUAGUGUAGCACAUUGUGAAUGUCAACAUAAGUACUCAAACGAUUUGUGCUUCACAUCAUAUGCUAAUGGAACGCUUACAAUGCAACUUAUGGGGUAUUUGUAUACCCAAAUCAUGGCCAACCUGUUCCAAAAGAGUACCUUAGCUAAAGGCAGCCAGAGGAUGUUAAAGCAGUGCUUUAAUCUAAAUCAGGGCUUCCCAAACACGGUCCUGGGGCCUCCCAUGGGGGCACGUUUUGUUUUCUGCCCUAGCACUACACAGCUGAUUUGAAAUAUCUCAUCAUCAAGCUUUGAUUAUAUGAAUCGGCUGUGUAGUGCUAGGGCAAACAUCAAAACGCGCACCCCUGGGAGGACCCAGGGCCAAGUUUGGGAAACCCUGAUCUAAAUGAAUAAGUCAUUUUACUGUACAUAUUGUAAAUCACAUGAUAUUAUGUACAUAGUAGAUCACAAAAGGAAACAAACACUUAUCAAACCCUUCAAGUUUUGAAAGGGGCAAUGAUAUGUUGUAUUUUCUUCAUUUAUCCCCUUUCAUUGAUAUCAUUAUUAUCAUUGUAUUAUGCUGGACUGUGUGGGAUAUUGUAGGGCAGGUGUAUUCAACGAGGUCCGGAGCCUGCUGGUUUUCUGUUCUACUUGAUAAUUAAGAGCACCCACUUGGUGUCCCAGGUCUAAAUAAGUCCAUGAUUAGAGGGGAACAAUUUUAAGAAAGGAGUGGAACUGGCUUUGAGGUCCAGAGUAGAGUUUGAGUGUUGUAGGGUAUUUUUCAAGGAAAUUGUUGCGUUUCCCUAUUUAGAAAGCCCUCAACGAAACAGAGAUGGAGAAUGUCCUUUGUAAGCAAUAUCAAAGAGACACAAUUUCGUUCUAUAAUGAAUUUAUCUUGUUGUUGUUGUAUGUUCUAUGUUGUGGUCUACAUAGGCUCUAAAAACCAGUUGUAGUCAGUUCACUGAAUGGUAUGACUAAAAAGGUAGGUGGCGAAGUUUCUUAUUAACCAGCCUCAAUUGACAAUAUCUUUUCAGACAUUCAACUGUGAUGUUAGCUACUCCCUGAGGUACUGAACAGAUGUGCUACUCUAGUCUAAAGUGACCGUCAGAGUUUCUGCAUUCAAUUGUAAAGUUUCUUAGCAACAACUGUACUACCCAUUGUCAUGAACUGUACUACCCAGUUGAAUGAAGUGGAAAGUGAGUGGAAUUUGAAGCUCUUCCCCUUGUGCAUUCACUAGUGGUCCUCUAUUUUGUACCUGUUGCGAAGCUAUCACUCAGUACAAGGUUUUGUCUUAAGGGUGUGUGUUUUUUCUCUCACUUGAACAGAAAGGAAUGGAUUUUUGUUGGCCACUUGAUAGUUUACUUCAGUUGAAAUGUAGAGGAAUGUAAGGGUGUGGAAGAACAACUUUAAGUGCCAAACUUUGACACAAAUGUGAUACAUCCAUUCAGAAACCCAUGGUAUUCAAUGAUCUCUUAAUCAAAACAAACUGUUGUUUUGCACUGGAUUUUUGAGAAAUAUGUGUGAAUGGGAGAAACGCGUUUUGUGUUCUUAGAGAAAUAAUAUUUAACCGAUAUAAUUUACUAUUAACACAUACAGCAUGAGACAUUAUUUGUAUACCUUCAUUUGUCAUUAUUCAAUUUCACAGACGCUGUUAUCCAGAUCAACUUGCAGUAGUGAGUGCGUACACUUUCUGUACUGGUCCCCUGUGGGAAUUGAACCCUGGUGUUGCAAGUGCAAUGCUCUACUAACUGAGCCAUACGGAACAUUAUCUCAUAACAUUAUCUCAUGGUCUAUGGCUUAUGAACAAAUAUCAAAGCACAAGGACCAAACCGUGCAUUAGCUUUAUCUUAAUGCCUCUGUCUCAGAGACACACUUUAAUUAAUUCAAGUAUAACCUUUGAAAAAGAGAAUGAGUUAGCAUCUUUUUUUGUUUGUUUGUAAGAAAGGCUGAACGAGCACAUUCAGAAAGUAGAGAUGUUUUUAACUGUGAGAAAGUAGUUACUGAGGUAUCAAGUGUAUGUAUGUGGUUUAUGAAUACCCAAUGACCAACCAGUCAUAUUGAACGGUGCUGGCAUACAAAAUUUGAUUAUUUAUAUCAACUAUUUAAAUGUUGCUUUACUAUACACAAAAAAACAUUAUAUUGUAUUUUUGUGAUUUCUUUAUUUUCUUAUGUUAGUUUACACACAUACGGUAUGGUACAUACAGUAUUACACAUAGUUAAAGGUUUUGGGAAUUCUCCUCGUACUUGGAAGGAGAUAAUCAUAAAAGAUAGUGUGCACACGAUAUAUAGGUCAAUCACAAAUAUGAAUAUAUUUAACAUUUUAGGUAAUGUGGUAUUACUCAUCUUAUUUUAAUUUGGCAUCCAUCUAUUCGACCAUCUCAUGACCUAAUUUAGGUUAGAGGAAGACAGAGCAUUCAAGGAUAAAAGCAGACAGAGAUAUUUUAUUUUGGGGAAACUACAAAUAUGACCUAUGUGAAGAGCACAUGUAAAUAAUUUCUAUAGUUAUAUACUUUGUCAGACUGGAGAAAAAAAAAAUAUACCAGUCAAAAGUUUGGACACAGCUACUCAUUCCAGUUUUUUUUGUUUUU